AUGGCGACAGCAACUGGCCGAGAGACACGCUCUGCGCGCAACCGCGCUGGCAACAACAAUGGCAGCACCGAAAAGCCCAAGAUUGAGGGCAAGACAGACCACACGCGCUGGCGUCUCAAAGAUGACGACAGUAGACAUACCUGGCACUAUCUAACGGAAGAUAGCGAGCUGGAGAAAUGGCCCCAGAGCAAUGCUGAAAAGUACUAUCUGAACCUGCCCCUGGGCCUACCCAACCUCCCGCGAGCGACCACUGCCAUCGAUGCUGCGAAUAACGGAAUCGACUUUUUUGAGAAGCUCCAGUUGCCCUCUGGCCACUGGGGCUGCGAGUAUGGCGGUCCCAUGUUUCUGCUGCCGUGUGUCGUCUUCGCUUGGUACGUCACCAAGACGCCCAUCCCCGAAGCUUACGCGAUCGAGAUCAAGAAUUAUCUUACCGCGCGAGCGCACCCCGAGGAUGGAGGCUGGGGUCUUCAUAUUGAGGGCGAGAGCACCGCCUUUGGCACCUCUCUCAACUAUACCGUUCUGCGCCUUGUUGGCGUCGACCCCGAGGAUCCGAUCAUGGUCAAGGCCCGAGGCACCCUACACAAGCUCGGCGGCGCCCUAUAUGCCCCUCACUGGGCCAAGUUCUGGCUGGCCACACUCGGCAUCAUGAACUGGGACAUUGUCAACCCUAUCCCGCCUGAGAUAUGGCUCCUACCGGACUGGGUCCCCAUUGCACCAUGGCGCUGGUGGAUUCACAUUCGCCAAGUCUUCCUACCCAUGGGAUAUGUUUACUCGAAGAAAUGGAGCUGCCCAGAGGACGACAUCAUUCGGGGUUUGAGAGAAGAGCUCUUUGUCGAGCCGCACGCCACAAUCAACUGGGCCAGCCACCGCAAUAGCAUUGCGCCUCAAGACAAUUACCACCCCAAGUCUUGGCUACUUAACAGUGUCAACUGGAUGCUUGUCAACAUAUACAAUCCCUACAUCCGACCAAACUUCAUCAAGAAUAAGGCGGAGGCCUGGGUUAGCCAGCUUGUUGACAUGGAAGACGCCAACACAGACUAUGCCGACCUCGCGCCCGUCAACGCACCCAUGAAUACGGUGGUCUGCUACAUCCGAGAUGGCCCAGAGGCAUUCUCGGUGAAGCGACACAUUGAGCGACUGGAAGAGUUCCUCUGGGUCAAGGACGAAGGAAUGCUGGUGAACGGCACUAACGGUGUGCAAUGUUGGGACACGGCGUUCCUGAUCCAGGCCGUGGUCGAGGCUGGUCUGCACACGGACGCGCGUUGGCGCCCCAUGUUACUGAAGGCCCUCUACUACCUCGACCGGCAGCAGAUCCGGGAGAACUGCGUCGACCAGGAAAAGUGCUACCGGCAACCGCGCAAGGGCGGGUGGCCCUUCAGCAACCGUGAUCAAGGCUACGGCGUCAGCGACUGCAUCUCCGAGGCGCUCAAGGCUAUUAUCCUGCUGCAGAAGACGGACGGCUACCCGACCGCCCUUGACGACCAGCGCAUCUUCGACGCUGUUGACACACUGCUGCUGUAUCAAAACAACAACGGCGCGCUGUCGUCUUACGAGGCCCGGCGCGGCGGCGAGUACAUGGAGCUGCUCAACGCCGCCGAGGUUUUCGGUCGCAUCAUGAUCGAGUACGACUACCCCGAGUGCACAACCGCGUGCGUCACCGCCCUCUCGCUCUUCCACCGCCACUGGCCCGACUAUCGCGGCGCCGAAAUCGCCACCUUUAUCCGCCGCGCCACCAACUGGAUCCGCACCAACCAGCGCCCCGACGGCAGCUGGUACGGCAGCUGGGGUAUCUGCUUCACGUACGCGACCAUGUUUGCGCUGGAGAGCAUGGCUAGCGUCGGCGACGUGUACGGCAGCAGCUACAUCGCCACAAAGGGCUGCGAAUUCUUGCUGUCCAAGCAGCGGGCCGACGGCGGCUGGUCCGAGAGCUACAAGGCCUGCGAGACCAUGACCUAUGUUGAGCACCCGAUGGGAUCGCUGGUGGUGCAGACCGCCUGGGCGCUCAUCGGUCUCUUGGAGGCCGGGUACCCGCACGUCGAGCCGCUCCGGAAGGGCGUCAAGCUCAUCAUGGACCGCCAGCAGGCCAACGGCGAGUGGCUGCAAGAGGCCAUCGAGGGCGUCUUCAACAAAUCGUGCAUGAUUUCCUACCCGAACUACAAGUAUACCUUUACCAUCAAAGCCCUUGGUAUGUUUGCUAAGAGAUUCCCCGACGAGAAGUUUUAA
Messenger RNA from Cordyceps fumosorosea ARSEF 2679, 2223 nucleotides. Its product is annotated as lanosterol synthase. NCBI's taxonomy places the organism in Eukaryota, Fungi, Ascomycota, Sordariomycetes, Hypocreales, Cordycipitaceae. Gene Ontology annotation, biological process: ergosterol biosynthetic process; triterpenoid biosynthetic process. Gene Ontology annotation, cellular component: lipid droplet. The transcript is spliced from 2 exons. The coding region runs from base 1 to 2223 and encodes 740 amino acids. The record is from RefSeq and is a predicted model, not a curated record. Gene Ontology annotation, molecular function: lanosterol synthase activity.